Drosophila miranda is the source of this 679-nucleotide messenger RNA. RefSeq lists its product as uncharacterized. Bases 19 to 651 code for a protein of 210 amino acids. NCBI's taxonomy places the organism in Eukaryota, Metazoa, Arthropoda, Insecta, Diptera, Drosophilidae. The transcript has a single exon. The record is from RefSeq and is a predicted model, not a curated record.
UCAUUGUGCCAAUAGGCAAUGCCAGUGGGCUCACAAUGCGCACAAAGAUUGUAUGUAAAGAGGAUAGAUUGCUCGCGGCUGCACCUUCUGCUGGUGUUGCAGCUGCUCCUGCUGCUGCUGCUGCUGCUCGGGAGGCCGAUACCCGUCCAAUCCGCCAACGACAACUGCACCUUCAUCGACGGAUACGUCCUGCAAUACCUCUGCCAGGGCAGAUUCGACAGAGAAAUGCGUCUGAUGUACAAGGACCGCAUCCCGUCCAUGGACGCCCCCUACACCAUCUGGCAGCGUUCGGACACCAUUAGUCCCGUCUACUUGCUGGUCGCCUUCUACAACUCGCCCAUAUCCAGCUGCUUCACCCUCGUGAUGGACGGCGGCAAGUUCUACUGUGACGGCCAGAACUACGUUAUGAAACUGCAUACGUCCGCGGAGGUGCACUGCCUCGCCUUCCCCUUCGACUACGCCGAAAUGCUGUACGAGAGCUGCAUGAAGGAAGAAUACCCGUCGGACACGGAGCCCAUUGCCGUUGCCAUCAUCUAUAUGAAGAACAACAUUAUCAAGAUCAUCGAUUCGGUGCCAGAUCUGAAGGCCUCUGCUGUCCUUGUGCUUUUUUCGGCGUUGGGUUGCUGGACCUCUCCAUUUUGGUACUUUUAGACGAAUUAUUAAAUGAAAUCUACACGAU